Messenger RNA from Salarias fasciatus (jewelled blenny), 1582 nucleotides. It is a transcript of the gene kptn, whose product is annotated as kaptin (actin binding protein). The coding region runs from base 168 to 1502 and encodes 444 amino acids. Gene Ontology annotation, cellular component: KICSTOR complex; lamellipodium; actin cytoskeleton. Gene Ontology annotation, molecular function: actin filament binding. Gene Ontology annotation, biological process: actin filament organization; cellular response to amino acid starvation; negative regulation of TORC1 signaling. The record is from RefSeq and is a predicted model, not a curated record. The transcript is spliced from 11 exons. Lineage: Eukaryota; Metazoa; Chordata; Actinopteri; Blenniiformes; Blenniidae.
UCAGUCGCGUGCUGGUGGAUGCUGUAAACUUUGACGUCUUAAAAUUGAAACAAGCUGAUCGGUGUUGAGUACCGUCUGUCAAAAUCGUCAGCAUGGAGCCCCAAACAAACGGGUGAUCCGGGGAAGUUUUGGAUCUGAUAGGUUCCGGAGAUCUGGACGUUUUCAGGAUGCUCCGAGACUCCUCCAGCCGGGAUUCCUCCAGCCGGGACUCGUUCGUGGAGGACAGCUUCAGCCGCUUCCCGUCGCAGAGCAACAUUUACGGGCUGUGCCAGGCCGGGAGCCAGGAGCUGCUGGCCGCCACCCUGAAGGGGAAGGUGGUGUGUUUCAGGUACCAGGAGCUGCAGCACAAGGUGCGGCCGGUGGCCAAGGAGGUGCAGUUCACCUACAUCCCAGUCGAUGCAGAGAUUGUGUCGAUCGAUGCCUUCAACAAGUCUCCGCCCAAACGAGGCCUGGUGGUGGGAAUCACCUUCAUCAAGGACUCCGGAGACAAAGCCACGCCGUUCCUCAACAUCUACUGCGACUACGAGCCCGGAUCAGAGUUCAACCUGGACUCCAUCGCACAGAGCUGUCUGAAUCUGGAGCUGCAGUUCACGCCCUUCCAGCUCUACCACACAGAGGUGCAGUGUGCGGACGGAGGCAGUGAGACGGUGUUUCUGCUCAGCGGUCACGAUCAGAGGAUCCACCUGUACAAGGAGAACGCCUCCCUGCACCAGUUUGAGGAGCAGCCGGUGGAGAAGCUCUUCCCUGAACUCCAGCAGCUGCCCAGCAACGUGCUCUGGCUGGACGUGCUGAGCGUCGCCGGCGGCCGGCGGCUCUCGGUGUUCGGCUGUCAGAACGGCUGCGUGGGGCUGGCUCUGGUGGACCAGGCCGGACCAGAGGUGGUGCAGAGCUGGCGGGUCCAGUUCGACAGUCCCAUCUCCACAGUGCUGCUCUUCCCGCUGAGCCGCCACGCUGCAGGGGCAGAGGUGGGACGCUACAACCUGCUGGUGACCAGCGCCAUCGAGAUGGCUGUGAUCUACAGAGACGUGCAGGACCGCGGCUUGUCGUGGUUCACCUGCCUCUCGGAAAGCGACCAGUUUGACGCCGUGCUCUGCGCUCUGGUCCUGGACCUGGACUUCGACGGGCAGCAGGAGGUGCUGCUGGGGACGUACGGGCAGGAGCUUCUCUGCUACAAGCUGCAGGCGGCGCCGGGCGGCGGCGGCGGCGGCUCGGACUCACACUUUCAGCUGCAGUGGAGGCGGAGCUUCAAGAGUCCGGUGCUGUCCAUCAUCUACCUGGACCUGACCGGAGACGGAGUGAGGGAGCUGGCCGUGCUCACCCUGAAGGGUCUGCACAUCCUGCAGCACAGCCUCACCGGCACGGCGGACCUGCUGCUGGAGCGACUCGCUCUCAGGGCGUCCGAGCUCGCCGUGGCGUCCGAGCUGGAUUCACACGGAGCUCCGGACGAGCCGGAGAGCCGGGCUCCGGCAGAGGAGAGCGCAGCCCCGACGUCCUCGGAUUGAAAAGACGUUUUGUUUUUCCCUGCGAGCCCCAGCGGCUCAGACUGAAGUGUUUGUCUUAAUUAAAAGUGCAGCGUGAAGGA